Molecule: messenger RNA, 501 nt
Organism: Acanthosepion pharaonis
Lineage: Eukaryota; Metazoa; Mollusca; Cephalopoda; Sepiida; Sepiidae
Source: the annotation of a GenBank genome assembly
AUGUCGAGUAUUCGUUUCCAGUCACGCACUAUCUAUCUCUCUCCAUCCGUCUCCAGUCACGCACUAUCUAUCUCUCUCCAUCCGUCUCCAGACACGCACUAUCUAUCUCUCUCCAUCCGUCUCCAGUCACGCACUAUCUAUCUCUCUCCAUCCGUCUCCAGACACGCACUAUCUAUCUCUCUCCAUCCGUCUCCAGACACGCACUAUCUAUCUCUCUCCAUCCGUCUCCAGACACGCACUAUCUAUCUCUCUCCAUCCGUCUCCAGACACGCACUAUCUAUCUCUCUCCAUCCGUCUCCAGUCACGCACUAUCUAUCUCUCUCCAUCCGUCUCCAGACACGCACUAUCUAUCUCUCUCCAUCCGUCUCCAGACACGCACUAUCUAUCUCUCUCCAUCCGUCUCCAGACACGCACUAUCUAUCUCUCUCCAUCCAUCUCCAGACACGCACUAUCUAUCUCUACUCGUCUCCGGACUCUCUAUUUCUUUACACUACAGAAUAG